Nerophis lumbriciformis (worm pipefish) is the source of this 1171-nucleotide messenger RNA. Its product is annotated as dehydrogenase/reductase SDR family member 13-like. NCBI's taxonomy places the organism in Eukaryota, Metazoa, Chordata, Actinopteri, Syngnathiformes, Syngnathidae. The record is from RefSeq and is a predicted model, not a curated record.
CACAACAAGGAGGACUUUGUCACGCCCAGGCAGGAAAUGGGUGUGUUAUUUUGAAGUCAGUUCAGUCGGCUCAGGCUGGAUUUGUGACUCUUGCACUGAUACUGGAAGAACCUGGGGAGGAAAUAUCCUAGCUGACCAAAGCUGUCCAGUUCUUUCUGACAAUGUUUGUUACUGGCCUGGUUUUAGUGGUGGUGGUAGCAGCAGCUGCGUACUGCUAUCACCAGGUGGUGGUGAAAGGGAAGCAGUGCAGAAGUCCAGCGAGGCUGCAUGGCAAGACUGUGAUUGUGACAGGCAGCAACACUGGCAUCGGGAAGAUGACGGCCAUUGACUUGGCCAGGAGAGGAGCACGAGUCAUUCUGGCAUGUCGCAGUCGGCAGCGUGGAGAAGAUGCACUUGAAGACGUUAAGAAAGAGAGUGGCAGCAGUCAGGUGGUCUUCAUGCAGUUGGAUUUGGGAAAUCUCAAGUCCGUCCGCAGCUUUGCUGAAACCUUCCUGAGAGACGAGGCCAGACUUGACAUCCUCAUCAAUAACGCAGGUGUUUACCUGCAGGGCCGGACAGAGGACGGUGUGGGCAUGAUGUUUGGUGUCAACCACCUGGGACACUUCCUGCUCACCAACCUGCUGCUGGAGCGCCUGCAGGAGUGCCAACCGAGUCGCGUGGUCAACGUGUCGUCCCUGGCGCACAACUUUGGGAAAAUCGACUUUGAUUGCCUGAGCAAGCACAAAGCUCUGGGCCUGGGGACGUCCUUCGCCCAGGUGUCUCAGAUCUACUCGGACAGCAAACUGUGCAACGUCCUCUUUACUCACCAGCUGGCCAAGAGACUGCAAGGAAGCCAAGUCACCUGCUACGCUCUCCAUCCAGGAGCGAUCAACUCGGACUUAGCCAGGAACACCAGCUCCUUCCUGCAGAUCCUGCUGAAGCCGGUGACGGUCUACUUCUUCAAAAACACGGUGCAGGGGUCCCAGACCACUCUCCACUGUGCUCUGCAGGAGGGAAUCGAACCUCUCAGCGGGCGCUACUUCUCCAACUGCACGGUGCGGGACGUCUACGCCAAGGCCAAAGACGACGGCGCGGCCAAGAAGCUGUGGGAGAUCAGCGAGAAAAUGUGCGCUCUUGCAUGAAAGACUCUUGGCCGAUCUGCCAGAUGGAAUAAAGAUGUUCUCCUUCCUUG